This is a messenger RNA of Ananas comosus (pineapple), 2016 nucleotides long. Its product is annotated as cytochrome P450 93A2-like. The record is from RefSeq and is a predicted model, not a curated record. NCBI's taxonomy places the organism in Eukaryota, Viridiplantae, Streptophyta, Magnoliopsida, Poales, Bromeliaceae. The transcript has 3 exons. Bases 103 to 1752 code for a protein of 549 amino acids. Gene Ontology annotation, cellular component: membrane. Gene Ontology annotation, molecular function: iron ion binding; heme binding; oxidoreductase activity, acting on paired donors, with incorporation or reduction of molecular oxygen, NAD(P)H as one donor, and incorporation of one atom of oxygen.
UAUGUCGCUAGAACGCAGCUGUUAUGUGGCAUUUGACUCUGCAUUUCUUUAACGAGCAACGUAAAGAGUAGUUAUUGCUCUUCCUUGCUCAGCAGCGUGGCCAUGGAAGAAGAAUCCCUCAUCUCCCACCCCUUCUCCGUUCCCACCACCCUCUUCACCUCCGCGCUUCUUCUCCUCCUCCUCCUCCUCCUCAGCUUACUCUUCUUCUUCUUCAAGGCCCGGGCCAGUUCAAAGCCCAAGGCCCACUACCGUCUCCCGCCGAGCCCGAUGGGCCUUCCGGUCGUCGGCCACCUCCACCUGCUCCGUGCCCCCAUCCACCGCGCCCUCCACCGCCUCACGCUCCGGCACGGGCCCCUCAUCCACGUCCGCCUCGGCUCCACCCUCUGCGUCGCCGCCGCCACCGCCGACCUCGCCCGCGACCUCCUCAAGACCCACGACGCCGCCUUCUCCGAUCGCCCGCAGACCAUCGCAGCCCGCCACUUCGCCUACGACUCCGCCGCCUUCGCCUUCGCCCCCUACGGCCCCUACUACCGCUUCAUGCGCCGGCUCUGCAUGUUGGAGCUCCUCGGCUCCCGCACCGUCGACCAGCUCCGCCCCAUCCGCCACGCCGAGGUCGCGGCCCUUCUCCGCACCCUCCUCGAAAAAUCAAAGCGCCGCGAGCCGGUCAACCUCAGUUGGGAGGUGAUCAGGUUGACCAACAACGAGGUGACGAGGAUGGCGGCGAGCACCACCUCGUCGGCGGUGGGGGGCGAGGCGGAGGAGGCGAGGGAGCUGGUGAAACAGGUGGCGGAGCUCAUCGGCGCGUUCAACUUGGAGGACUACAUCGGCUUCUGCAGAGGGUGGGACCCGCAGGGCUUGAGCAAGAGGAUGAGAGAUGUGCACGCCAGGUUCGAUGGGUUACUAGAGCGGAUCAUCAAGGGAAAAGAAGAGGCGAGGAGGAGCAAGAAGAAGAAGAAUAGUAACAGGGAGGGAGGAGAAGAAGAUGAUGAUGGGGUGGUGAAGGAUGUGCUCGAUAUAUUGCUUGAUGUUGCUGAGGAUGAGAAAGCGGAGAUGAAGCUAAGCAGAGAGAACAUUAAAGGGUUUAUUAUGGACAUUUUUACCGCGGGAUCCGACUCAUCCGCUGCCUCGAUCGAAUGGGCGCUCGCGGAAAUACUCAACCACCCUCGCGUACUGCAGAAACUACGGCAAGAGAUCGAUCAGGUGGUUGGAAAUGGCCGGAUCGUCGACGAGACUGACCUCCCGAACCUCCCGUACCUCCAAGCAGCCGUCAAAGAAACCUUGCGCCUCCACCCACCGGCCCCCAUCAUCCAUCGCCAGGCGACGCGAGACGUCACGGUUGAAGGCUACGUCAUACCGGCCGGCACAGCACUCUUUGUCAAUGUAUGGUCUGUCGGUCGCGACCCAAAAUACUGGGAGGACCCGUCGGAGUUCCGACCGGAGAGGUUUGUUGAUGAUCGGGCGGUGGUCGACAUGAGGGGCCAGCAUUUUCAGCUGAUACCAUUUGGCAGCGGCAGGAGGGGGUGCCCAGGUAUGACACUUGCCCUACAGGCGGUGCCGGUGGCGGUCGCAGCUUUAAUGCAGUGCUUCGAUUGGGAAGUGAGUGGCGAGAGCUGCGGCAGCAACAGCGGCAGUGGGCGAGAAGAGAAGGGGACGUUGGUGGACAUGGAGGAGGGGAUUGGGUUGGUAAGCGCGCGAGCCCACCCGCUUAUUCUGGUCCCGGUGCCCCGCUUGGACCCGUUUCCAGAGAUCUAAGCAAGGUGGUUUAAAUAUAACAUUUAGUACAUGUUUAGUUUAUUUGUGUGUUUGGGAUGGUUGUAAUGAAUAAGUUAUAAGAUACGUUGCUAGUACAACGCACUUAUUAAUUAAGGUCAAUAAAUGGUAGUCGGGUGUUUGAUGAUUGGCUUAUGUAAUGUACAAUGAAUAGGUCUUUGUGUGUUCGAGAACAGGUGUUUUACUCUGUUUUAAAGCUUCCGGGAGAGGAAGCCCCAUACGACGAUUUCACCUCUUUGCCUAUCA